GAUUAGCGCAAAACAGUUGGACGCAUUUGAUGAGAGCGGCACAUUUUUUUCUGUUGUUUAUCGGUUUUCGGUGAGCUCUCUCGCUCUCGUUCGUCGGAAAAUUCAAAAUCUUUUGAAUCACAUACUCAGGCUCUGCAUCAUUUUCCAUUCGUGCGUUUCGGUUAUUUAUCGCACUUUCGCUCACACGCUCGCACGUUAAUCAGUUAGUCAGUUUGCCAGCCAGCCAUUUCAUUUAUUUCUUUAACGUGUUUUUCUAUUAUUUUUUUUUUGUUCUUUUCUUGGUUUCGGAUUCGUUUCGAAAAUAAUAGCAAUGUUUAUUAUUUUUCGGUUGCUCUAAAUGACAGUCAUUCUGCAGAUAAAUAUCUGUAAGUGGGAUUCUUCUUUCAAAAGUCGACAAAAUGUGAUAUUAUUACCUUCGAACAUGUGCUUAUUGUUAUUCUAACAUAAAUUGUUCGAGAAAAAUACAGAAAAAUAGAAAACAAACCGAGCUAAAUCGAAAAAAGGUGUUGAAAUAAAGGUUCGUGGAAAAUUUCGAACAAAACUGAAAAUAAAUGCAAAACACUUGAAGAUAUAAUGUGUGUGUGCAGACAAAAUCCGAUUUUUCGUUCGGUACGGAGGUGCAAUACAGUACAGAUCAACGUCAACAACACCACCACACAAUCGAUUGGAUUUUAGUCCGAAAUUUGCGUUGAUCCGCAUUAAAACAGAAAGAAUACAGCGGUGCAAGAACAAAUCAGACGUAAAAACAUGGAUUUACAAAACAUUUCGAAAAUUUCUGACCAGUGUCCGACAAAUGACACUGACGACGAUUUCGUUGAAACAAUUAAACCCAUAGUGACGAUUUGUUUUAGUCUAAUCGGCAUUAUAGGCUUUUUGGGCAAUACGCUGGUAAUCUUCGUUGUACUGAUGAAUCCACAAAUGCGCUCAACUACAAAUAUGCUCAUUAUCAAUUUGGCCAUUGCGGAUUUACUGUUUGUUGUGUUUUGUGUGCCGUUCACGGCCAUCGAUUAUGUGGCAUCCGAGUGGCCACUUGGAAAUGCUUGGUGUAAAAUUGUUCAAUAUUUGAUCAUUGUCACGGCGUUGGCCAGCAUUUAUACCUUAGUUUUGAUGAGUUUUGAUCGUUUUUUGGCUGUAGUAUACCCCAUCUCAAGCCGAUCGUUGCGAAAUGAACGCAACGCACUGAAAGCGAUUACCAUUUUAUGGCUACUCAUACUGUCGUCAGCCAUUCCCGUCAUCUUUGCGCACGGAAUUGUGACUGAAAAAUAUGGUUCGACCGACUAUAAGUUUUGCGCAUUCAAAAGUGGUGGCAUUUCAUUUGCCGCCUUUCACAUCAUAUUCUUCUCUAGUUCAUAUUUAAUACCAUUAACACUGAUAAGCGGACUGUAUGCAUUCAUGUUACGGCUAUGGCGAACGGUUGUGCCGCACAAUCGGACAAAUGAAUCGCAUCGAGGGCGAAAACGUGUGACAAGAUUGGUGUUCGUUGUUGUGGCUGCAUUCGCAUUGCUUUGGCUCCCCAUACAAGUAAUAUUGCUGCUAAAGAGCCUCAAGCUGUUCAACACAUGCACACAAUUUGAUAUUUUGCUGCAGAUUGCGUCUCAUGUACUGGCCUACACCACAGCCUGCAUCAACCCACUGUUGUAUGCGUUUUUGUCGGAAAAUUUUCGAAAAGCUUUCAAAAAGGUCAUUUACUGCGGCCCAACCAGGCGAUACAGUUAUCACCAUCCAUUGUCCUCAAAAUCAAUUCGCACUGGCAGCACAGCUACACCAGAACAUGUUUAAUGAAUUACAAUUUAAUUAUUUAUUAACAUCAACAAAAUGUCGAUUUC
Molecule: messenger RNA, 1826 nt
Organism: Sitodiplosis mosellana (orange wheat blossom midge)
Lineage: Eukaryota; Metazoa; Arthropoda; Insecta; Diptera; Cecidomyiidae
Product: allatostatin-A receptor-like
Exons: 6
Coding region: 748-1779 (343 amino acids)
Biological process (GO): G protein-coupled receptor signaling pathway
Cellular component (GO): membrane
Molecular function (GO): G protein-coupled receptor activity
Source: RefSeq, a predicted model, not a curated record